This is a messenger RNA of Protopolystoma xenopodis, 672 nucleotides long. NCBI's taxonomy places the organism in Eukaryota, Metazoa, Platyhelminthes, Monogenea, Polystomatidea, Polystomatidae. The record is from the annotation of a GenBank genome assembly.
AUGGCUGUUGUGCCUGACAGGCGAACUGCGCUUCAGGAACGUUUAUCCAUCCUAGAGAAGAAUCGUCGGCUUAUUCAGGAGACCCUGACUCGCAUGCAUCAACUGCUACAGCACUGGAGAAGACAGCGCCACCGAAGUUAUCGUUUCUGCUGCCGGCACAAAUACCGUCAUCCAAUGCACCACCAUCGCCACCAGCACCAGAAGGAAUCUACUCGACACUCAGCUUCUCCAUCUUGUUUAGAACCGGCCACAACUAGCUGUUCGGGUGAGCCUUCCUGUGAAAUCGGUCCGCAAGCCGACUGGGCUUCUUCAGAUCAGCUGACUUCCAAUUUCCACCAAACGGCAUGCCAUCUAGUCUCACCAUCCCUGUCACUAUCUGCAUCGGUGGCUACCACGAAUAUUGGACCUCAGAGCUCAGGCAUUGACUCUCCUAAGCGCGCUUCAAUCUGUAUUUUCUCCUGUCGGUGUCAACCUUGCAAUUCCCUUCCUGGCCCAUCCCCUGACGAUCGAAUGUCACAUUCAUCGCCCCAAGACCGGGUUCCUUGCAGCCUUGUAGAGGGUCCUACUUCUAAGACUUUAUCUGUGAAGAUUUUAUCUGACACUGAUAGCCUAGAGUCGAAGCAAAAAGGCGAUAUCGCUCUUUUACCCACCUAUGGCCUGUCCAAUGGGUGA